Messenger RNA from Vigna unguiculata (cowpea), 396 nucleotides. NCBI's taxonomy places the organism in Eukaryota, Viridiplantae, Streptophyta, Magnoliopsida, Fabales, Fabaceae. The record is from RefSeq and is a predicted model, not a curated record.
AUGACUACUGAGGGGGAUUAUGUGCAAUAUGCAUUUAUAGUAGAAGCAAAACCUAUUAGCUUUGAACAAGCAGCUGGUGAUACAAAGUGGAUGAAAGCUAUGAAGGAAGAGAUUGAGUCCAUUAAGAGGAAUCACACGUGGGAGCUAACAGAGCUUCCUGCUGGAAAGAAGCCAAUAACACUAAAGUGGGUUUAUAAGUCUAAAAUAAAUCCACAAGGUGAAGUUGUAAGGUAUAAAGCUGAGCUGGUAGGAAAAGGCUUUCUACAACAAGCUGGAAUAAAUUAUGGAAAGGUUUUUUCUCCAGUUGUCAGAAUUGAAACAAUUAGAUUGAUGGUGUGUGUUGCAGCACAACUUUGUUGGCCAUUACAUCAACUUGAUGUAAAGUCUGCUUCUUGA